Messenger RNA from Tetrahymena thermophila SB210, 267 nucleotides. RefSeq lists its product as hypothetical. The record is from RefSeq and is a predicted model, not a curated record. NCBI's taxonomy places the organism in Eukaryota, Ciliophora, Oligohymenophorea, Hymenostomatida, Tetrahymenidae. The transcript has 4 exons.
AUGUCUUAAGAGAGAGAAGAAAUAUUAUAAAAAGAGAUAAAAUCUGUUUAAGAUAAAAAUGAUAGAAUAUCUCUUGACUAAAAAAUAAAGAAAUUACCUGUUUUCUAAAAAAAAUACAUAUAUAGAAUAGAAACAAUUCCUAACUAAAUGAGUCCACGCUAAGACCUAAAGGUACUCCUUUCUAUGGAGCAUCCUGGUCCUAAAAAUUAGUCUCCAGACCUCACUUUUCCCUUUAUAUUAUAUAAUUAAUUAUUAUUAAGUAAUUGA